CCCAAGGGCACCGGGGGCUGAACCGAUGGGACCGAGCCGCGGGCACCGAGCCCCGGGCACCGAGCCGCGGGCACCGAGCCGAUGGGACCGAGCCGAUGGGACCGAGCCGCGGGCACCGAGCCGAUGGGACCGAGCCGCGGGGACCGAACCGAUGGGACCGAGCUCCGGGCACCGAGCCGAUGGGACCGAGCCGCGGGCACCGAGCCGAUGGGACCGAGCCGCGGGGACCGAACCGAUGGGACCGAGCUCCGGGCACCGAGCCGAUGGGACCGAGCCGAUGGGACCGAGCCGAUGGGACCGAACCGAUGGGACCGAGCCCCGGGCACCGAGCCGAUGGGACCGAGCCGCGGGGACCGAACCGAUGGGACCGAGCUCCGGGCACCGAGCCGAUGGGACCGAGCCGAUGGGACCGAGCCGAUGGCACCGAGCCGCGGGCACCGAGCCGCCGGAGCGCCGGCCGCGGGCCCGGGGCGGCGGCACUCGUGUGGCGCGCUCAGCCGCGGCCAGACUCGGUCACUCGCAGUCCUCGAUGCUUUCGCUUCCCCCGAGCUCUGGACACGCUGGAGGGGAGCGAGCAGCCCUCGGUCCUGCUCUGCCCCGUGCGCCCCGGGGCCGGAGAGAUGCUUCGACCACUUCCCUGCCUGCCCGACUCCCGAAGGUGUCGCGGCGUAGAGGGACCAGCUAAACCAGAAACUCUUUGAACAGGUAGAUGGAGGCUUGGAAAAAUAGCGAACAUGUGCUGACAGAACAGCUGUGGCCUAGAGAAAGGUGUCUCUGUGCAUCCCGGCCCGUAAGAGCCGCUGCUCCCUGCAGGAAUUCUUCAGCUGCUUGGACAAUUAAGGGGGUAGUGACACCCUCUGCUGUUUGAACAUUUGGCUACGAUUCAUAUGAUCUCGAAAAAAUGACAAAAGAGCUACAAGACCAUGUUGAGAAAGUUACUGUUCCAUACAGGUAUCCUCAUAAGGACAACAAAAAAAUGCUCUGCCAUGAUUUGGGCCACCAUUUGACACACAGAGUUUUUUGGCUCUUCGACCACAGUUACACAGAGGGGGAGUUG
This is a messenger RNA of Corvus hawaiiensis (hawaiian crow), 1057 nucleotides long. RefSeq names its product decreased expression in renal and prostate cancer protein-like. NCBI's taxonomy places the organism in Eukaryota, Metazoa, Chordata, Aves, Passeriformes, Corvidae. The coding region runs from base 26 to 685 and encodes 219 amino acids. The record is from RefSeq and is a predicted model, not a curated record. The transcript has 3 exons.